This is a messenger RNA of Brassica rapa (field mustard), 3862 nucleotides long. RefSeq names its product B3 domain-containing protein REM9-like. Gene Ontology annotation, molecular function: DNA binding. The record is from RefSeq and is a predicted model, not a curated record. NCBI's taxonomy places the organism in Eukaryota, Viridiplantae, Streptophyta, Magnoliopsida, Brassicales, Brassicaceae.
AAUUGGCCUUGGUUAAUGCAAGGAAAAGGGAAAGAAGCACAAAUAUUAUAACGUGAGCCUUUUGAGCCUUGAGUCAUGGAUCCAGCCCAAGAGCUAUCUCUUGUCAAUAGGCAAUUUAAAGCUUGUGAAUUAUUGAGGUUCAUUGAUGUUGAAUUCGAAAGGGAUAAGCUUUCCGGGAUCAAAAGAUCAUUAGCCUAAUUUAUCAAAAUUCAUCUUGAAAGAAUCCCUGAAUUGCAUAAGCUUUUCCAAGAAAACAAGAUUUCACAUGCCUUUCCUCUGCAAACAAGGUUGAAAAAUCGACAGCAAGAAAUGUGACAAAUCACAGAUUUUAUAUGGUCUUUGUCGUGCUUAUAGUGCAAGAUGUGAUCUUCAUUGGUUUCAUCCACAACACCAUAUGUACAUACUGAUUCCCGAUUUUAAACUUAAAAAAAAAAAGUUUAGUGGAUUCAAACUCAAGUGUCGCUAAGACACGUAGCAAAAACUGGGACACCUUAUUUCACUUGUUGUCGAUUGGAUAAUGGACACUGCAAAAUGCGUGAGUUUUUUUAUAUACUAUUAUUUUCGUAUUGGAUUGUCACUUAAUCGUCAUUUUGGUUACGUUUUAUAAAAUAAUUGCAUUCUGGUCGGUGGAAUACAAGGCACAUAGCAAUCGUCCACGAAUGAAUCUUAAGGAUUCACAACAGAAAAGUUUCUAAUACAGUGUGUUAGUAACUCUUAGUAUUUGGAUUUUGAUUAUUCGUCAGAGCGUCCGCAACAGAGGUACAUGCAGGAUCCUUAGCGUUUAAUCAUAGAUUAGGAGGAUUAUAAUAAUAGUUGUUUGGUUAAUAAGAAUAAGGAUUGAUACGUUAUUAAGGAUUUUUAGGACUUGAUCCUUAGCGUACGUGGCGUGUUUUGAAUGGAUGGAAGAGUUUUCGGUUUGGUUACGCGUAAAACACUGGUCAUUCUCGACCGAAGCAGAAAAAAAAAGAGAAUCCCGACGAAGAAAGGCGAUUGCUCUCUCGACGAAGCGAAGGCGAAUCCCGCGACGACAGACGGCUAUUCCCGCGGCAAACGACGGCGAUUUGUCUCCGUCGACUGAACAAGAUGGCGAAUCCACAUGAACCUCAUUUCUUUAAGCCUCUGUUUCCUGGUUUCCACAGUGGCGUCACAAUACCACUUGCCUUCUUCUCAAAGCACAUAGAAGGGAAGACGAACCAGAAAACAUGGAAACUAAGAUCAGACGCUUCAGAUCAAACUUGGGAAGUGAUACAAGAAGGCAGGACACUCACCGGAGGUUGGAAAGAUUUCACCACAGUACAUGACCUUCAAAUCGGUAACCUUGUCAUCUUCAAACACGAAGGAGACAUGGUGUUUCAUGUCACUCCUUUUGGUCCUACCUGUUGUGAGAUUCAGUAUACACAUCCUCACAUCAUCAAGGAAGAAGCCGACGCGGGUGAUGCUGAUGACAAUGAGAUUAGAGGAACAUGGGCAAUGUCUUCUUUCUCAUUCGACUACUGUUUUUUGGCUGAGGUCACUGCUUCAAAUCUAAAAGCAGACAAACUUUAUCUUCCUACUAGUGCUUUGAACAAACAAUGCCAAGAGAUGAUACUAGUGAACAAAGAGGAAAAUUCAUGGACAGCGAGUUUGCGAUUUAGCGAACCAGGCGGCAUGUAUUACAUCACAAGAGGCUGGGAAAAGUUUUGUCGUGAUAACAUAUGCGACAUAGGAGACUUAUUUGUGUUCAAUCUGGUUGGAGAUGGGAAAUCUACUCCAUUGUUGUGUGUAUGUCCGGAAAGUAAAGAGUGUUCUGAACUACUGAGCAAACACUUGAGCAGAAAGCGUGGUGAGUCUUCUCCAUUGCCUUGCUUGAGACGUCUUUAACAUGCGUGUUCUUUCUUUGCUUCUGGUUUAACUUGCUUGUUUGGUUUUGUUCUGCAGGUGACAUUGCUUCUGGCUCACGGGUGAAUUAGGAGAAUAGUCAAGUAGUAUUCCGUCUCUUUAGCUUGCGUCUCUUUAGCUAUGUAUCUCGGACUUGUUUAGAGCUUAUAUCCUCUUGUUUUCCUUGCUACAAUUUACUUGUAUGAUCAGUUCAGUUUAGACUCAAGUUCUUGUGUUUCUCGAGUAUCAACUUACUUAUAAGUUUAAAUCUUUUUCUUCUACUCUUGUAAGUUUAAAUAUGUUUAGCUAACUACAAUCUUGCUUCUCUUCAUUCUCUUCUCUUUUAUCUCAUGUUUAGUCAAUCUCAAUCUUCAGUUGACCUUGAUUCACCUGAACCUUUUUGGUUCGGUAGCUAACUACAAUAAUUAGUUUAUCUUUAUAUCUUUAUGUUUAAUUAUACAAAUAAUAAAACCUCAAUUUCAGUUUUAAAAAAAAAUUAAUAAUAUUUUUUUUUAUAAGGACCCAGUUUCGGAAACACCAUUGGACUACCAGUUUUGAUUCGAAUCCUUAACUAUUCAAAAAAAAAAAUUACUAAAAUAUUUCUAAGGAUUCAUUGGUGAGGUUCACCGUUGCAUAUGCUCUUAGUGCGUUAUUGGUUACACUGUAUCGUCGACUUUUCUUUCGCACUUUUGUGCCGUUGCCUAAUUAUAUGCUUCCACGCAACCCCAUCCUCUCCAACUUUUCACCAUAAACAAUCAAAUUAUUUGCCCCUUAUCUCCUGUGAUUUGAUUGGAUAGUCUCGUAGGAGUGUAAAUACACUUGGAAUCGGUGCGAGUAUAAUGAGGAAAUGUUGUGAUGUAUCCACUCAUCAGUGAGUUAGUUACAAAAUUAUAAUGGGACAGCCGACAGGCUAGCUCAGCACGUAACACGUAUCCAUAACUUUACCUUUAAAAGCCAUCUCCCUUUUUAUGUUCUCACCAGCCAAACUUAUUUUUGUAUAUAGAACUCGAUCGUACCAUAUUGUGAUGGCCUAUUAAUAUAUGCUGUGGUAAAUUAUUGAGUACUAAUGAAAGCUUUGACUAUACAGUGAUUUUGUGUUAUUGAAUGAACCGGUGGAAGCAGUAGGGUUUACACUACUUGAAUACUGAUCUUAAACUUGUAGACUGACAGUUUAGUCUCAUAUUGAUCUCCUAUAUUCGCAUGUUAUGUUCUAUUUACUAGUAAAAGCUUCAGUUUUUGGAGUUUAAAACACAUUCGUUCCAGUUCUAUUGAAUUCUUAAUUAACAAAACAUACAGUAUAUUCAAUUUUUAAGACUUAAGUCUCCUUAUUCAUCUUCUACCUUUUUAAAUAGUAUAAUUCAUCUUCUACCUUUGCAUGUUCUAGUCACUCAUAAAUGUCUUCUAUUACUUUAGUUAAAUGAUUUGAGUGAUUGCAUAUGCAAUCGAAUUCAACUUUUCCUUUAUUUUGGAACUUUUAUAAUUCAGAAGUAUAACGUUACACGCAAGUACGCAACGAUGGCAUUCCACGAGAUCGCGCGAAGAAGUGGUCAUACUGUGAACGUAAAAGCUUAUAUUAGACUAAGGUAAAGAAGAAAAAUCCAUAAUUUAGCCUAGGGAGAUGUCAUUUGAUAUGUCACAUAUGUAUGAUUGUAUCACUUCAUGAAUAUUAUAUGUUGGUUGCAAACUUGCAUGCAUAAGCAAACGAUAUUCUGGUACAAGUCAAAAUACGUUUCAUUUUUAAUUUUGAUAUUAUAUAAUAUCAGUUAUGUUAUGCAUCACAUGAUGACCUUGUUCACAUUCAGUGAAUCACUGUAAGAGAUCAUGACUGUUUAUCUAAGAAAUAUGCAAAAUAAAUUAGUGACCAGAUGACGACUUCCGAAAUAGCGGAGGGUAUGCAAAUCAUAGGGAUAAUUAUAAUUAGCAUGUAUUUGAAAAUCAAAAUCGGCUUAUAGGAUUUAUCAACAUAGACCGUAUUUCAGACCAUCCAUGACAAAGGACAAAAAAA